CAGAGCGAGCGGGCCCAGUGCUGUGAAAAUGGCGGCCAGCAUUGCCGGUGUGUUCACUGACGAUCUCAAACAUGCUAUUGAAAGUUGUAAGAUCCUUGUUGUCGGCGCCGGCGGGAUUGGAUGUGAAAUUCUUAAGAACCUCGUCUUGUCUGGUUUCAAAGAUAUCGAAAUCAUUGAUUUGGACACCAUCGAUGUGAGCAAUCUGAACAGACAAUUUCUCUUUCAAAAGCAACAUGUUGGCAAGUCCAAAGCGCAAGUCGCUCGCGAGAGUGCUCUCAGCUUCAACCCUGAUGUCAACAUUGUGGCCCAUCAUGACAGUGUCAUGAAGCCUGAAUAUAGUGUAAACUACUUCAAGCAGUUUAAGAUGGUAUUGAAUGCCUUAGACAAUAGAGCUGCUCGUAAUCAUGUGAAUCGAAUGUGCCUUGCUGCCGACAUUCCUUUGAUUGAAAGUGGAACAGCUGGAUAUGAUGGACAGGUGGAAUUGAUCAAGAAAGGGAUGACCAAGUGUUACGAGUGUGAGCCAAAGGCCGCUCAGAAAACUUUCCCAGGGUGUACAAUUCGCAACACUCCUUCUGAACCUAUUCAUUGCAUUGUUUGGGGUAAACAUCUCUUCAAUCAAUUGUUUGGAGAAUACGAUGCCGACAAUGAUGUUUCUCCAGACACUGAAGAUCCAGAAGCUGCUGGUUCAGCUGGAGAGUCCGCAGCUAAAGGCAAAGCUAAUGAAAAGGGUGACAUUGAGCGAGUCACUACAAGGCAGUGGGCCCAGCAGAGUGGUUAUGACAGCUCAAAGCUUUUCCACAAACUCUUUCAUGAUGAUAUUGACUACCUUCUUAGUAUGCACAAUCUGUGGGAGAAACGUCGCAAGCCCACUCCUCUGAAAAUGGACCAACUUCCGGAUGCUGUUGCAGGUAGCAGCAAAGAUAAUCCUGCUGAAGGACUCAAGGAUCAACGUCCAUGGAGUAUUGUAGAGUGUGCCCAAAUUUUUUCUCGCAGUCUCAAGGAGCUAAAGAAUAAAUUUGAGGAUCUUCAAUCGAAAAACAAGGAUGAUCACUUAGUUUGGGACAAAGAUGACAAAGAUGCCAUGGACUUUGUGGCUGCCUGUGCCAACAUAAGAGCAUACAUUUUUGGCAUUGCCCAGAAGACAAGGUUUGAUAUCAAAUCUAUGGCUGGCAACAUCAUCCCUGCCAUUGCGACAACCAAUGCAAUCAUUGCUGGUCUGGUUGUACUUAAUUCGUUCAAUGUGCUGCGAGAUCAGCUAGAAAGCUGUCAUUCAGUUUAUUGCCGGUUAAAACCAAAUCAUAGAGGGCAGCUCAUUGUUCCAGAACGGGGUCUAAAUCCUCCCAAUGAAAAAUGCUAUGUGUGUCGUGAUUCUCCUCAGAUUUCAGUUUGUGUAGAUGUUAACAAACUAACAGUGAAAGAAUUGGAAGAGCGAGUGUUGAAGUCUUUACUGAAUAUGGUGCAGCCAGACGCUGUUAAAGACUCAACAGGGGAUGUUAUCAUCAGCAGUGAGGAGGGGGAAAUGGAUGGAAUCCAUCACAAAACUCUUGCAGAAAUGGGAAUUUUGGAUGGCUCUGUCCUUUCAGUUGAUGACUUUGUUCAGACUUAUAGCUUGAAAGUUAUUGUGAAUCACAGGGAAGCUGAGCAUAACAAACCGGACAUAGAGCUUAUUGGUGAUCAAAGUAAAUGUCAGCCCAAGGAGGAGGGAGAAAAGACCAAUGGGGCAUCAGGUGAUAAGGCUGCAGAAGAGGAGGAUGACCUUAUGUUGAUAGAUGAAAUCAAUGAAACACCUUCAACUAGUGAUCGUAAGCGAAAGCAAGACCCAUCAGAAGAAAGCCCAGCAUCUAAGAAGUUGCGUGCUGCUGGUGCAGUUGAUCAUGAUAUCAUUGUCCUGUGAGACUUUUACAGCAUUUGAAUUUUGCCAUGUGAGUGCAACUUUUCAAAUACUUUUAAUGCUCUCUUGCGACUGCAUUUUUUUCUGUUACAUUCUUUUUCAUAUAAUUGCAGAUCUGACGUUUUUAUUCUUUUGGUUUUCCUUCCUCACUCAUUCUUAUUGUUAAAAAUAAAGCUACACGGCAGCAUGUUGCUAUCAUGAUAUUGCUUGCACUUAUUUAUGCCCUCCUGAGGGUUAGUAAUCAGAGUGAAAUCUUGUUUUGUUUUAUUAAGAAAGCCUCAAUAAAUUACCUUAGUACUGAAGA
Molecule: messenger RNA, 2195 nt
Organism: Thrips palmi
Lineage: Eukaryota; Metazoa; Arthropoda; Insecta; Thysanoptera; Thripidae
Gene: Uba2
Product: SUMO-activating enzyme subunit 2
Exons: 12
Coding region: 29-1894 (621 amino acids)
Biological process (GO): protein sumoylation
Cellular component (GO): SUMO activating enzyme complex; cytoplasm
Molecular function (GO): SUMO activating enzyme activity
Source: RefSeq, a predicted model, not a curated record